This is a messenger RNA of Indicator indicator, 4527 nucleotides long. It is a transcript of the gene TRPM2, whose product is annotated as transient receptor potential cation channel subfamily M member 2. Bases 1 to 4527 code for a protein of 1508 amino acids. Gene Ontology annotation, biological process: calcium ion transmembrane transport. The record is from RefSeq and is a predicted model, not a curated record. Lineage: Eukaryota; Metazoa; Chordata; Aves; Piciformes; Indicatoridae. The transcript has 32 exons. Gene Ontology annotation, cellular component: membrane; mitochondrion. Gene Ontology annotation, molecular function: ADP-ribose diphosphatase activity; ligand-gated calcium channel activity.
AUGGCUGUGCGUGGCCGACGCACCAAGGUGCUCCCCUCCGAACUGAACAAGGUGUGCCCUGAGAGAGGUGACGACCCUGCCACACACUCCAGGACAAUGAGUGACUUCGAGGUGGUCCCCAACCUCCAUCAGAGCAGCAGCAGUGUCUCAAAGAGCAGGAGGAAGGCACAUUUCCCCAGCGGCAGCAAUGAAAAGGAAAAUCUCAUCUCGUGGAUUCCUGAAAACAUCCGGAAGAAAGAGUGUACCUACUUUGUUGAAAGCUCCCGGACAUCAGAUUCUGGGAGGGUUGUGUGCGAGUGUGGCUAUCUCAGGGAACAGCACCUGGAAGAUGCUGCCAAACCUCCCAUCUUCCUGGGGAAGGAAUGGGAUGCCAGCAGGCACAUCCAGGAAAUGCCAACAGAUGCCUUCGGUGAUAUCCACUUCACAGGCCUAGGACAGAAGAUGGGGAAGUAUGUGCGUGUCUCCUCGGACACCCCUCCACGGGUCAUCUUCCACCUCAUGACGCAGCACUGGGGCCUUGAUCCGCCCAACCUGCUCAUCUCAGUCACUGGGGGAGCCAAAAACUUCAUCAUGAAGCCCAGGCUGAAGAAUAUCUUCCGGCAAGGGCUAGUCAAAGUGGCCCAGACCACUGGGGCCUGGAUCAUCACGGGGGGGUCCCACGCCGGCGUGAUGAAACAGGUGGGAGAGGCAGUGCGAGAUUUCCUGCUGAGCUGCGGCCACAAGGACAGCGAGAUCGUCACCAUCGGCAUAGCCACCUGGGGGACCGUGUACAACCGGGAGAGCCUCGUCUGCCCCGUGGGUGGUUUUCCAGCUGAGUACGUACUGGAUGAGGAAAACCAAGGCAGCCUAUCAUGCCUGGACAGCAACCACUCCCACUUCAUCCUGGUGGACGAUGGGACCCACGGGAGGUAUGGGGUGGAAAUCCCCCUGAGAACCAGGCUGGAGAAGUUCAUUUCAGAGCAGACCAAGGUGAAAGGAGGUGUUGCCAUCAAGAUCCCCAUCGUGUGCGUGGUACUGGAAGGAGGCCCUGGGACACUUGAUACCAUCUACAAUGCCAUCACCAAUGGGACCCCCUGUGUGAUUGUGGAAGGGUCUGGGCGUGUGGCUGAUGUCAUUGCACAGGUGGCUAGCCUGCCUGUGCCCAAGAUAACCAUUGCCUUGAUCCAGAAGAAGCUGAGUGUCUACUUCCAUGACACCUAUGAGCUCUUCACUGAGGGCAAGCUGGUGGAGUGGACCAAGAAGAUCCAGGACAUAGUGAGGAACCGACAGCUCCUGACUAUUUUCAGAGAGGGCAAAUAUGGCCAGCAGGACGUGGAUGUGGCCAUCCUCCAGGCCCUGCUCAAAGCAUCCCAAAACCAGGAUCACUUUGGUCGUGAGAACUGGGACCACCAGCUGAAGUUGGCUGUGGCCUGGAACAGGGUGGACAUUGCUCGGAGUGAGAUCUUCACAGACGAUUAUGAGUGGAAGCCCACAGAUCUCCACCCUGUGAUGGCAGCUGCCCUGAUCUCCAACAAGCCAGAGUUUGUGAAGCUCUUCCUGGAGCAGGGAGUGCGUCUCAAGGAGUUCGUCACCUGGGACACCCUGCUUUACCUCUACGACAACUUGGCACCAUCCUGCCUGUUCCACAGCAAGCUUCAGAAGGUGCUGCUGGAGGAGAGGGAGCACACAGGUGGCUCCAAAAUGCCAAGAAUCCAACUGCACCAUGUCUCCCAGGUGCUGCGGGAGCUCCUGGGCAGCUCCACACAGCAUCUCUACCCCAAGCCCAAGCACACAGAACGGCCUCGGCUCUCCAUCCCUGUCCCACACAUCAAGCUGAAUGUUCAAGGGUCAAGCCUCCGGUCCCUCUACAAGCGCUCUGCUGGCCGAGUUGCCUUCACUGUGGACCCAGUCCGUGACCUGCUGAUCUGGGCUGUGGUCCAGAACCGCAGGGAGCUGGCAGAAAUCAUCUGGGCACAGAGCCAGGACUCCAUGGCAGCUGCGCUGGCCUGCAGCAAAAUCCUGAAGGAGCUGGCCAAGGAGGAGGACGACACUGACACCACCGAUGCCAUGCUGGCCCUGGCUGAGCAGUACGAGCAGAAGGCAAUCGGUGUGUUCACAGACUGUUACCGCAAGGAUGAAGAGAGAGCCCAGAAGCUUCUCACCCGUGUCUCUGAGGCUUGGGGGAAGACCACCUGUCUGCAGUUGGCGUUGGAGGCCAAGGACAUGAAUUUUGUGUCCCAUGGAGGUGUCCAGGCCUUUCUGACCAAGGUGUGGUGGGGGAAGAUGUGCGUGGACAAUGGGCUUCUGCGGGUGAUUGCAUGCAUGCUGUUCUUCCCUCUUCUCUUCACCAGCCUCAUCACCUUCAGGGAGAAGAGGCUGCAGCCCAUGGGCUGCCUGACACGUCUUCGAGCCUUCUUCACAGCACCUGUGGUCAUCUUCCACAUGAACAUCCUCUCCUACUUCACCUUCCUCCUGCUCUUUGCCUAUGUCCUGAUGGUUGACUUCCAGUCGUUGCCAUCUUGGCGAGAGUACCUCAUCUACUUCUGGCUCUUCUCCCUGGUGUGUGAGGAGAUCCGACAGCUUUUGUACGAUCCUGAUGGGCUUGGGGUUGUGAAAAUGGCUUCCCUCUACAUCAAGGAUUUCUGGAAUAAGCUGGAUGUCUGCGCCAUCCUUGUCUUUAUCACAGGGCUGACGUGCAGGCUGAUUCCAUCGACGCUCUACCCUGGGCGCAUCAUCCUGUCGCUGGCUUUUACCAUCUUCUGCCUGCGCCUGAUGCACAUCUUCACAGUCAGCAGGACACUGGGGCCCAAGAUCAUCAUUGUGAAGCGCAUGUUAAAGGAUGUGUUCUUCUUCCUCUUCCUGCUAGCAGUGUGGGUGGUGUCCUUUGGGGUUGCCAAGCAGGCCAUCCUAAUCCAUAAUGAGGAACGUGUGGAGUGGCUGUUCCGUGGUGUGGUCUACCAUUCCUACCUGACCAUCUUUGGGCAGAUUCCCUCCUACAUUGAUGGGGUGAAUUUCAACAUCGACCAGUGCAGCCCCAAUGGAACUGACCCCUACAAGCCCAAGUGCCCAGAGACAAAUGAGGACAACAAGAAACCCAUCUUCCCAGAGUGGCUGACGGUCAUCUUACUGUGCCUGUACCUGCUUUUCACCAACAUUCUUCUCCUCAAUCUUCUCAUUGCCAUGUUCAACUACACCUUCCAGCAGGUCCAGGAGCACACAGACCAGAUCUGGAAGUUCCAGCGUCACGACCUGAUCGAGGAGUACCACGGCCGCCCGCCCGCACCGCCGCCCUUCAUCCUUCUCAACCACCUGCAGAUUCUGGUCCGCCGAGGCUUGCUCCGCAGGCCGGCCACGCACCACAAACAGCUCAAAGAGAAGCUGGAAAAGAACGAAGAAGCUGCCCUCCUCUCUUGGGAGAUGUACCUGAAGGAGAACUACCUGCAGCACCAGCAGUGUCAGGAGAAGCAGAACACAGAGAAGAAGAUCCAAGACAUUGCACAGAGAGUUGAUGUACUGGCAGAGCUGCUGGACUUGGACCGGGUGAAGAGGACAGGGCUGGUGGAGGAGAGAUUGGUCUCUCUGGAAGACCAGGUCCACCAGAAUGCCCAGGCCCUGAGGUGGAUAAUGCUGGCACUGCAGUGCAAUGGCUUCAGCUCAGGAGAAGACAUGCCACCUGUGGGCUCCAGCAAAGCCUUGGAGAUGAAGGAGCUUGAUCUGGAGGAGAAACUCGAGGAGACCCAGCCCUCAUACCACGUGCUUGCCCGAAACCUCCUGUACCCAGGGUCUCGCACCCUCCGCUUCCCUGUGCCAGAUGAGAAGGUGCCCUGGGAGGUGGACUUCCCACUCUAUGCCCCCCCCACCUACUCGGCCGACCACAAGGACAUGGCUGUGCAGGACCCCUUCAGCCCCUCCUUGGAGUCUCUGCUGAAGAUCAACUACAACACCAUGGAUGGGCUGAUAGACCGUCAGAGCUUCCACGGCCUCUACGCUGUGCAGGAUGGGCUGCCACUGAACCCCAUGGGCAGGACAGGGCUGCGAGGCCGUGGGAGGCUGCACUGCUUUGGUCCCAACCAUGCCCUGCACCCUGUUGUGACCCGCUGGAGGAGGAACUUGGAUGGGUCCAUCAUAAGGAAGAGCCUGAAGAAGAUGUUGGAAGUCCUAGUGGCCCAGUACCCACUGUCAGAUGUCUGGGCUCUGCCUGGGGGGUCACUGGAGCCAGGUGAGAUGCUGCCACUGAAGCUCAAGUGGAUCCUGCGCCGGGAGUUCUGGCCCCAAUUCCAGAACUUGCUGAAACAAGGCACCGAGAUACACAAGGGGUACCUCGAUGACCCCCGCAACACAGACAACGCCUGGGUGGAGACGGUGGCCGUGAGUGUGCACUUCGACAGCCAGAACGACGUGGAGAUGAAGAGGCUGAACUCGUUCCUUCAGGGCUGUGACCCAGAGCUGUGCAUCCGCUGGCAGGUGCUGGACAAGAGGAUCCCCCUGCACACCAACCACAAGGAGCUCCUGCACAAGGUUUCAACUCUUCUUGGCGCCUACUACUAA